Molecule: messenger RNA, 1664 nt
Organism: Galleria mellonella (greater wax moth)
Lineage: Eukaryota; Metazoa; Arthropoda; Insecta; Lepidoptera; Pyralidae
Product: testis-specific serine/threonine-protein kinase 3-like
Exons: 5
Coding region: 507-1610 (367 amino acids)
Biological process (GO): intracellular signal transduction; protein phosphorylation; microtubule cytoskeleton organization
Cellular component (GO): cytoplasm
Molecular function (GO): ATP binding; tau-protein kinase activity; protein serine/threonine kinase activity
Source: RefSeq, a predicted model, not a curated record
CUGUUCACUGUUGAACAUAAGCCUCCUUCUUGGGAGGUUUUACCAGUAGUUGCCAUGGUUGGCAGAUGGAUUGGCAAGCGCAAUUAGAUUUUGGAGAUAUUUUAAGAGGGACACUGCUGUCCAUCUCUCGCCAUCCCUUAGUCGCUUCUUACAACACUCACAGGAAAGGAAGGGAUGGCUUAUUCUAUGCCGGAACCAUACGGCAAUAUGGACUUGUGGUAAUGGGCAAAGACCAUGGAUUUAAUAAAAUAGUGGGCAUCCACAUUUUAAUUUAAAAGUUUCGAUCAAACAUUACAGAAUGGACACAACAAGAAACAGCGGCUUAUAAAAAAGCUCAAGAGGAAAGGAACCAGUUACACAGAAAGUUAGAGAGUUCAGAACAAACCACAUCCAACAAAGAUUCGCCUUGUCUGCCUGAUGCCUCUAUAGUAAAAGCUACAUGCGAUGUGACAGGGUCGACGUCAUCUUGUAAAAAUGAAAUAAUAAUGCAAGGGAAAGUUACAUAAAUGGGUCACGCUACCGAUAAGGCAGACCUUAAUACUACACAAUCUGAUCUCAUUGUAUUACAAGAAAAAGGAUUCAUACUCGAGAAAGUCAUUGGUGAAGGCUCUUAUGCUAAGGUUUACAAAGCGACACAUAUGGUGGACGAGACCCGUCACACAAUAAUGGCAUGUAAAGUUAUAGAUACAGCACAAGCUCCUCGAGACUAUCUCACCAAAUUUUUACCUCGCGAGCUCGAUGUCCUCAUCCGGAUCAACCAUCCACAUGUGAUUCAUGUGUCCAACAUAUUUCAGCGGCGUGCGAAAUACUUUAUAUUCUUACGUUUCGCCGAGAAGGGAGAUUUGCUAGACUUUCUAACGCAGAACGGUCCCGUGCCGGAGAAUCAAAGUAGGCUUUGGAUGAGACAGAUACUCUCAGGGAUCCAUUACAUACACACAUUGAAUAUAGCACAUAGAGAUUUGAAAUGUGAAAAUAUAUUGAUUACAGCAAAUUAUAACGUAAAAAUAACUGAUUUUGGCUUCGCGCGGAAUGUCCGCCAGAGGGACCGAGAUGUCCUCAGUGAGACGUAUUGCGGGUCGCUGUCAUACGCCGCGCCGGAAGUACUCAAAGGGGUGCCGUAUUUACCAAAACUAGCCGACAUGUGGUCUAUUGGCAUCAUUCUUUACACAAUGCUAAAUAAAGCACUCCCGUUUAACGAAACAUCAGUCAAGAAAUUAUACGAAAAACAGGUUAUGCGCAAAUGGCGUUUCCGCACUAACGUUGUGAACCAGCUAUCAACGGAGUGCAAGCAGCAGGUAACACAGUUAAUGGAGCCAGAAGCAAAGGCACGUCCAACCGCAGUCAGUAUUUUCAGCGGACCAUGGAUCGGCAUGGAUCAGAGACUUACGAAACUAACAUUUUUAGAAGAAUCUCUAUUAAAACAAGCACACGAGGAAAUACAAAAGAAAGAGAAAGACUUAGACGAGGAAUGUGAAGCAGAGAGGAUUGCAGAGUUGCGUCGUAAAGGACGAGGAAAAGGUAGUAAAAUAUACUCAUACCCAUAUAAGAAUUGUUCGGAACUAAUAAUGUAUAUAACAAUAAUUUUGAAAUGUGGUUGUUCGAGCAUGUAGAAAUAAUGUGGAAUGAAAUACGAAAUAGAGUGGAGAAGUGGAAGGACGCGAGUA